UUCAUCAUUUCUGGCUGCCUCUCUAUUGGAGCUGAGAAGAGCCCGACCGAAUGCGCAGUGAAAGGAAGCCAGACCAUGAAUGUCAUCAGUGCCAUCUUUGCAUUACUUGGGAUAGUGGCUUUUAUAAUAGACCUGAAUAUAAAUGGACUGUACCACUCCAACUAUGACUACUACAACUAUCUAGUGAUGGCCGGGAACGGGAUCUCCAUCGUGCUGCUGAUCUUCACUAUCCUGGAGUUCUGCAUUGCAGUCGCCACCGCACUCUUUUGGUGCCGGGCAACCCGCCUCAACUCCCAUGAGUCCAUGCUGAUUGUGCCCAACACCAUCAGGGCGGACCUCAUGGUGCCCACUGCAGAAUUGCCUCAUCCGCCAACUUACAGUGAUACGGCCUAUGAUCCGAAGGACCAGUCUGAGUGGGGGACCCAAGAAAGAACCUGAGGAGAAGUCGGCCCAAGCGCAGAAGCAGCAGCUCCUCCUUCUCUGAGGAGCAAAUUCUGGCCCCCUGCCUGCAUGACAGAUUUCCUUCAGUUACUGCCAAUGUUCUUCCCAUCCCAGUCCCUGUCUUGAGUUCCGAGGGACCUGCUCUCCCCUUCUUCCGGGACGGGCUCAGGCCUGUGUGUUGCCCACAGAUGAGACUUUAAAGCAUGUUCCCCGGCCUGCUCUGCCUUGAACCAAGAGGUAACAUCUAGCCCGCGCUCCCUGUAGGCUGCAUGGGGAAUUGGUCAAUGAAUCUGUCAAAGGGGCAGCACGUCAGCUGUGCAUGAGUGCCCCCUGGGCAGAGAGAUCUGAGAGCAGGCAGGGGGCCAGAGUGAAACAUGGGGCAGGAGCACCUCCAAACAAACAUGUGACAAUCACCCGUGUAUCUAGCUGCGCUCUCCCAGGCCCGCAUUCAACCCUCCGUCAGCACAAACCCAGCACAGGAACAGGGAGUGGCAGCUUGGAAUCCUGACCCUGAUCUAGUUAAAACAGCUUGAGGGAUGCUCUAAUUUGCACCUGGCUACCCCUGGUCCCCGUGGCAGCUGGGGAAUAGCCAGCGCACAGAGCUGCCCUGGCCACACACCCUGGAAAGUCCUGAUCCAGGGGUCUGCUGCACUGGGGGAACGGCCAGGGGUGUUGCUGCUUUGCACGGCUUUGGAACAGCGUAGCCAGUGUCCAAUGGCUUCAGAGUGACUAUGGCCCCUCUCUCUUCAUCACUGGAUUUUGUCCCAGGCAGCGACCCAGACAGGCCUUCACUGUGGGUGGGUGAAGGGCACAGACUUUGAAGCCUCCAGAUCAUUGAUGCUAAUCUAGCAGCAUGUCAGCAGUGGCUGAAAAGCGUUAUCAUCUGACAGCCCGGUGUCCCAUGCAAAAUGAGGCCUAGUUCUUAGUAGGCAAGGCCGCCAGGUAACAAAAACCCCACUAUGAUGGGCCUCAACUCCUAUGACACACCACCCCGAGGGGUUGGCAACUGCUCUGCAGAGCAGGGCAGGGGGUAAGGGGCCCGGGCCAUAAAGAGAAAUUCCCCAUCUCCCGGUUCCUCCACAGAUAAAAGGCUGGAGAGCCCUAUGUAGACAGAGGAGUCAUGCCUCCCAGGUAAAUAUGGCUGCCGCAAGAAGGAAGCCAUUGGUUUAUAACCAGUCUCUCUAUCCUCAUGGUGUAGCCAGUCCCCAAGCAAAUGGGCAUGGCUUUUUUCUCCCCUGUAGUGUGACUGAGUGAUUUUUCUCUAAUUGCUUAUUGGCUUCUUUUGAGAAGAGCC
Terrapene triunguis (Three-toed box turtle) is the source of this 1735-nucleotide messenger RNA. RefSeq names its product membrane-spanning 4-domains subfamily A member 15-like. The record is from RefSeq and is a predicted model, not a curated record. Gene Ontology annotation, biological process: cell surface receptor signaling pathway. Gene Ontology annotation, cellular component: plasma membrane. The transcript has 4 exons. Lineage: Eukaryota; Metazoa; Chordata; Testudines; Emydidae. The annotation marks the transcript as partial.